This is a messenger RNA of Bactrocera neohumeralis, 3488 nucleotides long. RefSeq lists its product as uncharacterized. Gene Ontology annotation, molecular function: oxidoreductase activity, acting on paired donors, with incorporation or reduction of molecular oxygen; heme binding; monooxygenase activity. The coding region runs from base 232 to 3378 and encodes 1048 amino acids. The record is from RefSeq and is a predicted model, not a curated record. The transcript has 19 exons. NCBI's taxonomy places the organism in Eukaryota, Metazoa, Arthropoda, Insecta, Diptera, Tephritidae.
AUUCACUUCAAAUCGAGUGGCGCAACAGUUUUGCGGUGAACGCAACAUAAGUCGGUUCUGAGACGCUUUGUAACGGCGAAAUCGGUGCUUGAAAGCUGAGCGCAGUGUUAAGUAUAAUACAACAACAACAAGUAAUACAAAAUUAGUGUUUAUUGCACUUUCUGAAAAAAUAAAAGUGCUUCAGUACAAAAUCAACAUAUUUAAGGUGAAUUUUUGCAAAGUGGCACGAAUAUGUUGACGUUGUUGCUGUUUCCCCUGAUCAUUAUUGGCAUUUAUGCUUAUUGGUCCUAUGUGCAGUACAAGACGGGCUGGCAUUUACUGAAGAAAAUCCCGGGUCCUUUUAUAUUUUGGAUAUUCGGAAAUGUACCGCAGAUCGGACUAACACCUGAAGAGCAUAUGAGGCAGAUAAGACGCUGGGCACAUGACUACAACUACGGCUUGAUGCGAGUAUACGGCGGCGCUCAACCCUACAUAAUGAUUGCAAAUCCCAAAACUACGGAACAAGUGCUGUCUAGUACUGAGUUUAUACAUAAAUAUGACCCCUAUAAGUUCUUUUAUCCUUGGUUGGGUCAAGGUUUGCUGACCGCGAAUGGCAAACACUGGGUUAACCAUCGAAAAAUGAUCACGCCCUCAUUCCAUUUUGCCAUACUGCAAGACUUCCUUAAAAUUAUGAACGAGACCACCGAUCGCUUCGUGGAGCUGCUCUCGGGUUUUGCAACGAAGGCGCAAAUGUUCGAUUUUCAAGAAGUCGUCACACGCUCCACGAUUGAUGUCAUAUGCGAAGCCGCCAUGGGCACACCAGUAAAUGCCAUACAGGGUCCCACGUCUCCAAUAGUGCCUGCGAUCGCUGACAUCUGUGAUGUGAUGCGCCAACGGAUCUUUAGCGCGUUGAAUCGUUUCGAUUUCUUUUUCGUAUGGACCAGAGGAUAUCAGAAACAGCAAAAAGCUUUAGCGAUCUUGCGCAAAGAAUUUUCCCAGAUCAUUGACAAACGGCGUGAGAUGCUGAAGACGCUCGACCAAAAUAAGCUGAAGUUGGGUGUAGACGGCAAACGUCCGAAAAUGGCCUUCCUUGAUAACUUGCUAACAGCAGAAGUAGAUGGCAAGCCUCUGUCAUUUCAAGACAUUUUUGAGGAAGUCUCCACAUUUAUGUUUGAGGGUCACGACACCACUGCCAGCGCCAUAGGCUUCGCCAUUUACUGUUUGUCACGACAUCCAGAAGUACAGCGUCGCGCCUUCCAAGAACAAUUUGCAAUUUUCGGCAAGGAUCUUAAACGUAACCCAACCUUUCAAGAGUUGAGUGACAUGAAGUAUCUGGAGCUGAUUAUCAAAGAGACGCUGCGUCUGUUUCCCAGUGUGCCAUUCAUUGUGCGUACUUUGUUGGAGCAAACUGAAAUCGGCGGUUUUCAAAUUCCGCCAGGUACCUCGCUUGGCUUUUGCAUUAUAGCAAUGGGGACUAAUCCUCAACACUUUCCGGCACCAUUUGAGUUUAAACCAGAACGUUUUGAAAAUCGCAACAGUAGUAAUCCCUACGACUAUAUACCGUUCAGCGCGGGUCCGAGGAAUUGCAUAGGUCAAAAAUUCGCCAUGAUGGAAUUGAAAGUAACACUUUCGAAGAUCAUCCGACACUUCAACAUAUUGCCGGCGGUGGAUGGACUAUCCACAGGCAUACAUAACCCCGCAGAUCGUGGUGAUAAGAUUGACAAUCCAUAUGAUGCGCGGCUGGGCUUCUUUCUUACCUUAAAAUCUGUAAGCGGCUUGUAUAUACGUCUGAGACGCAGAUCAUAUCUAGUUAAUAUGUUGUUGCUGUUGUUGUGUAGUGUUUUGCUGGCACCGAUUCUUGCCAUACUCUACUUAGAAGUGAAAAAUUAUAGCAAAGUCAAGCAGCUGAAUAAGCUGCCAGGACCGCCGGCUUUACCAGUUUUGGGAAAUGCGCAUCAAGUGGGCAAAACGCCAAGUGAAUUACUAAAUAAACUGUUUCAAUGGUGGGUGGAGUCGGAUCAUCGCAAUUAUCGAGUGCUCAUUGGCCCCUAUCGGAAUGUGGUAGUCUCAGACGCAAAAGAUUUGGAGUAUAUCUUAACCAGCAAAUCACUGAUCGAUAAAUCUGAUAUUUACGAUAUGCUUCAUCCCUGGCUUGGCACUGGCCUCCUCACCGGCACGGGGCGCAAAUGGCACACGCAUCGCAAGAUUAUCACACCUUCCUUUCAUUUUAAGAUUUUGCAAAAUUUUCACGAUGACAUGAACAAGAAUUCGAAUAAGUUCGUUGAAAAACUGCGGAAAGUAUCGCAACAUGAUUCCAUAUUCGAUUUUCAAGAUAUGACGCACUACCUAACGAUGGAUGUGAUUUGUGAUACCGCGAUGGGCGUACACAUUAAUGCGAUGGAUAAUCAUGACCACAAGCUAGUGCAGGCAUUCAAAGACAUGUGUUACAACAUCAACAUGCGCGCGUUUCAUCCGCUGAAAAGGUCGAAUCUUCUAUAUAGAUUUGCGCCAGACUAUCCAAAGUACUGUAGGACAUUGAAGACUCUACAAGAGUUCACAAAUGAGGUUAUAACGAAGCGUAGAGAAACACUCAAACUUGAAACAAUGGAGGGAGAAGAUAAUGAGUUCUCACGCAAAAAGCAGGCCUUUCUGGACACUUUGCUCUCGUCUACAAUCGACGGAAAACCGUUAACACAAGAAGAGAUCUACGAAGAGGUCUCGACAUUCAUGUUUGAGGGUCACGAUACAACCACAUCUGCUGUUGCAUUCACAGUGUAUUUGCUCGCCAUGCAUCCUGAGAUACAAAGAAAGGUGUACGCCGAGCAAAAACAGUUAUUGGGGGACAACUUCAAGGAUGCAGCCACUUUCCAGCAGAUUGCUGACAUGCAGUACUUGGAUAUGGUGAUAAAAGAGUCACUGCGUCUCUAUCCCAGCGUACCAAUUGUUGCCAGACGUACUGACAGGGAGUACGAUAUAAAUGGUUUCGUUGUGCCUGUAGACACUACCAUUAAUCUUUUUCUGAUGGCACUCGGUUACAAUGAAAAAUACUUCCCCGAUCCCUACCGCGUGGAUCCUGAUCGUUGGUGUUCGACGAAACGCUCGCAAAAUCCUUUUGAGUACCUACCUUUCAGCGCGGGUCCCAGAAAUUGUAUUGGACAAAAGUUCGCGUUGCUGGAAGUUAAAACUGUAGUUUCGAAAGUCGUGCGCACUUUCGAAAUUCUGCCGCCUCUGGACGAAUUAGCCUCCACAGAUGGCUACUCGAGACACUUCAUUGGCUUGUCGCAAGAGGAACAAAGUAAGCGAUUACCAAAUCCAAGCAAGUAUGACCCGAUAUUGUCGGCUGUACUGACCCUGAAAGCGGAGAAUGGCAUUUUCCUACGACUAAGAGAGCGCCUUUAGAGCCGAGGUUGCAGAUAAUAUAGAGAUGUCAUUUCUUAAUGUUGGUUGCAUUUGUUUAUUUGAAAAUAUUGCUAAUUAAAUAUAAAUAUGAAUAUAUGAUAAAUCUUAAA